CUCUAAUGUGUCACAAAAGACAAAAAGGAAAAGGAGAGACCCCCAGGCGCGCUGCACAACACCUGAACCCAGCCUCAGGUCUAUUAUGAUAGUGCAGACAUUGUUAGACCUCUACCUCAUCCAAUCUGCCUUUUUCAGUUCCUUGUGAGGACUAAGGAGUGUCAUGGCUGUUGUUGGUGGGAGGGUUUCUCAAGGUUUUCCUGACUUUGGUGCGAUCUUCAUGUGUAACAAAAGAACAAAGGAUGAGUGUUUCGGUAGGGGGAUCUUUGGACUUCCGCUUUCAUUUGCUAAUUUUGUGAAUCAUGUCAAAGCUGGAAUGCUUUUGUUUCUGUUUGAAUAUGAGGGGCGAAACCUUUAUGGAGUUUUCGAGGCUACCUCAGAUGGCAGAAUGAAUAUUAAGCCUCGCGCUUAUUGUUCAUCUGGGAAGUCUUUUCCUGCACAGGUUUGCUUUCGUGUUGUUUGGAGAUGUCAUCCCCUGCCUGAGCAUACUUUUCGUGAUGCUAUUAGGGACAAUUACUACUCAGCUAACAAGUUUAGUUUUGGUUUGUCUAAGAAACAGGUUGAAAGGCUUGUAUGGUUGUUUCAAUCUAGAAGAAGGAUCAAAGUUGAAAAGUAUCCAAAGGUCAAGGAUCUGAAGAAGCUAUCCACCAAAUCUUCUAAAAAGAUGAAUGCUGUUGGUGCAGCGCAAACUGAUCAGAAUACUUCAUCAGGAAGUGGUAGCGUUGAGUUGCAGGGAGAAGUGGAAUGCAAGAAUACUUCAACUGAUUCAUAUUUACUGGAAGAUUACAUACCAUUAUCUGAUCCGGAACAUAGUGACCCUGCAAACGCUGUAUGUCUACGAAAUGCUGAUUCGAGUGAAGGAAAGGACCAGAAUGACCAUGAGCUUUGCCACAAAGUGAAGAGCAUGUACUGUGACACCGUGCAGGAAAGGCCUAGUGUAUUCUCUAGGUUGCAAUACGGUGCCAGAGCUUUUUCUCAAGUCCAGGAAGAAAACAUUCACACAAAAUUGGAGUUGAAGUAUUCAUUGUCUGAACAAGAAGGCGGUCAAAUGACAUCUGAGCCCCAUCCUCAUCCUGUGCAAACAGUAAUGAAGGCAUUGGAGACGCUACAUGAAAAGUGGACCAGUAAAAAUGCAACUACAAGGCUGACGAAGAAGAAGAAAAAGAAGAAGACCAGCGUGUUUUCCCGCAUUAAUUUUCUUCCACAAGUCCCUGUGAUGCCUAACGUGGAGGUGAACAAAGUCCCUUGCACGGACAAUGCAUCCAAUGGAUUCUAUACGGUAGAAGCAAAAGAGACGACUAAAAAGAGAAGUCGCCAAGUGUGUAUCCUAGACAACGGAGAUGGUAACAACACAGUUGUGACAAUCCAAGUAAAUGAUUCACCAAGGCCGGUAAUAGUGAAGCCAUCAUCUCCGAGUCUGGACUGCAACCAAGUGUUUGGAAUGCCUUUUCCGGAAAGUCAGCACAAAAAGAUGAAAUUAUGUGUUCAGUAAUUUCUCCAUUGUUGCAUCAGUUGCAUGCUGUGUUUUUCUGCUAGGAUUUGAGGUUGAAAGACCAGACUGUUAGCUGCUAGAACUACAAGCCCUUGCCUAACAGUAAGUGCUAAAACAAUUCAAAAGGGUAUCUAAAUCAAAUGCUAGAGAACCU
Messenger RNA from Cuscuta campestris, 1646 nucleotides. Lineage: Eukaryota; Viridiplantae; Streptophyta; Magnoliopsida; Solanales; Convolvulaceae. The record is from the annotation of a GenBank genome assembly.